Messenger RNA from Helianthus annuus (common sunflower), 1348 nucleotides. RefSeq lists its product as uncharacterized. The record is from RefSeq and is a predicted model, not a curated record. NCBI's taxonomy places the organism in Eukaryota, Viridiplantae, Streptophyta, Magnoliopsida, Asterales, Asteraceae. The transcript has 4 exons. The coding region runs from base 1 to 1344 and encodes 447 amino acids.
AUGGCGGCGAAAAAGGCUGUGGAUCAGCCUUUGAAGUCUCCAGGUCCUGAGGUCACCAGGCCAGCCAGCACCGGCCCUGUUAACAUUUCGAAAGGGUCCGGUCGCUACUCUUCUAGCGGCGCGAGCUCUGGUGGAGCUGGGGGUUAUAACCCCACUGUGGUAGGGGCGAAAGAUACCGUUGGAGAUAUCUACUACAAGACAUAUACUGAAGAAGAGCGCGGUGAUGCCCUCCAUCAAGCCCCCUGGAGUUUAAAACAGAAGGAUACAUUUGCUGAGUUUAGCGCUUCGCGUGAAUGGUUUUUGAAUUCCUUCCCCCCUGGUGAGGUUAAUCGGCAAAGGGCAAAAACCCAUGAGAUGUUAUAUCGCACUUAUAUUCUUGGGGAAGCCAAUGCCCGCUCUGCCAACCAUCAGAUCGUUCGCGAAUGGCGGACGAUGGUCAGAGAGCGUGCCGAUUGGGAGGGUUACCGCGAGCGUACUCUGAAGCGAAUUGCGGAGUUUGAGAAGUCGAAAGUUGCGCUCGACGAAGAAAGAGCCAAGUUUGAGAAGAUCGUUGGUCUUGAGGCUACAGUUGCGGACUUGACCUCAAAAGUGGAGGAAGCGCAGGGUGAAAAAACUGCCAAGCAGCAGAUGGAGGUUGAACUGACUGAAGCCAAGGUGCAAUUGUCUAACCAGGACAAGGAUCUCCAUGCCAAGGACGUUGAGAUAGCGGAACUCAAGCGUCGCUUGAAUGAGCAAAUCGACAGAUGCGAGUCUUUGGAGAUUGACCUUGAGGCUGAGAAGGUCAAGGCUGCUGAUGCUGAGGAGGCGCGUGCUGUGAGCACUGCCGCGCUGAAUGUGGCUCAAACCAACUACUCUGAGGCUCAAGGUAUCGUCGAUACACUUGUCUCAGAAGCGGAGUGGAUGCGCACUCGUGGAGUAGUGAUGGUUGCCAACUCCAUCCUGAAUGCGAACGAGCUAGAUCGCGCUGUGGCGGCUCUGACAGAUGCGGCGCGUGCGGUGGGUCACCGAGGAGGUUACCUGGAGUGUGCUGAUCAUGUUGAGCAAAUGCUUGGGCAAGAAUUUGACACAAGCCACUGCUCAGUAACAGAUCGUGCCGAUGCUGCGCUGGCAAGUGCUGAAAAUUCCUAUGACAACCUCUCCUUGCCUAUCAUGGAGUUGGUUGUUGAAUCGUUAAAGAAAGACGACUGGUGCCAGCGUCUUAAGGCAAUCCUCGACCCACCGGUCACCGUCGAGUUGUCCGACGAAGAGCCAGCUGGUGAUGAUGGCGGUGAUGGUGAUGAUGAUGGCAACGAUGAUGAUGGUGAAGACGACGGAGAUGAUGGUGAUGAUCGUCGCGAAGAGUAGGAGA